GUUUAUAUUUUUUUGCAAGUUUUUUAUAUGAUUUUUGAAUUAUUUCAAUGUGUAAUUAAAACAUUGGAGAGAAGUAUUCCACUAAUUAUCAUAAGAAAUCUACCGAACAAAGGACAUGAUAUGAAUGAUUUGCAUAUACGUUUUAUUUAAUUUAUCUUUUUAGUGGUUCAUGAAUUUGCGUAUUUAUAAAUUCCCUUCAAACGCCAUAUAUAGAGCACCUUUGUUGAAAGAAUGAUUCUUGUUUUGUGUUGAGUUCAGACGCAAAAUUUCAAAUGGAGGCUAGUUACCAAGCUUUUGUUUCUGAAACAGAGGAUGAUUCGGAGGAUGUUCCUCACGAGAGUAACGUGAAAAUCCAUAUUCCUCCAACUUCUAAAGUUACAAGAUGGAGCCAUAUAGAAGAUUUAGAUUUAUUUUUCACGAGAAUUUACGCUUAUCAUCAAAAAGGCGGAUACUUUUGUAUAUUAUUACGCGGUGUUCUGGAACUUGUUAAAGUUAUUUUUAUGCUAGUAUUUUGCGUGUUCCUCGUCUAUUUCGUAGAUUACCAAGUUUUAUUUCGUAAUAAAUUACCUCCGAAUUUCAAUAAUAGUUCUACUACUCCGCAUAAAAUAACUAUACCAGAUGCAAUUUGCCCACUGCAUCAAUGUUUCAAAGAUAUUGGCGGUUUUGCUUGGUUGUGUAUCACAAUCGUUCUAGUCUAUUGGCUGUUUCGUUUAAUUAAGCUUAUUUACAAUUUGUAUCAUUUUUGGGAUAUCAAAGGAUUUUUCAAUAUCGCUCUUCAAAUACCAGAUGACGAACUGAGUAAUAUAACAUGGAAUGAAGUACAGAAGAAAAUAUGCGAAGUACAACGUGAGCAACAGAUGUGUAUCAGGAAAAACACAUUAACCGAGUUGGAUAUUUAUCACAGAAUACUAAGGUCGAAAAAUUAUAUGGUUGCUAUGGUCAACAAAUCAGUUCUACCAAUUAAAUACAAUUUACCUUUCUUUGGGGAAGUUACAUAUAUGAGCCAGGGUCUCAAAUACAAUUACGAAUUAUUGUUCUUCUCUGGACCAUGGGGUUUUUUUGAAAAUUGGCAUUUGAAGGAUGAUUACAAAAAAGCAAGCAAACGACAGGAACUGGCUGCCAGGCUUAAAAGAUAUAUCGGCUUAUUCGCGUUGGGUAAUACGAUUCUUGGUGGAUUCAUUUGUGUCUGGCAGUUCGUAUAUUUCAUCUUUAAUUAUGCUGAACUAUUGAAAAGAGAACCUGGAGUAUUAGCUUUGAGAUGCUGGUCACUUAACGGAAGGCUUUUCUUGAGACAUUUUAAUGAACUCGAUCACGAGCUAGAAGCCAGAUUGAGACGAGCAUAUCGACCAGCUUCCAAAUAUAUGAAUACUUUUUCAUCUCCUAUCAUGAUUAUUAUUGCUCAUUAUGUUAGUUUCAUCGCUGGCUCAGUACUCAUAGUACUCGGAGCAUUAGCCAUUUACGACGAAGAUGUUCUCGCCGUCGAACACGUGCUCACUAUUAUUACCAUUUUGGGAGCCAUCACUGCCAUAUUCAGAGGAUUUAUACCCGACGAAAAUAUGUGCUGGUGUCCUGAAAAAUUAUUAAUCGAAAUUCUCGCCGAAGUUCACUAUUUACCCGAUAGCUGGCGUGGUCAAGCACAUUCAACCGGAGUGCGAGAUCAGUUUUCUCAAUUUUUCCAAUACAAAGCUGUUUACCUUGUUUUUGAAUUGAUCUCACCUGUGGUUGUUCCCUGGAUAUUGUAUUUCAAAUUGAGACCUAGAAGCUUGGAAAUAGUGGAUUUCUACCGCAAUUUCACGGUAUCUGUGUUAGGCGUAGGCGACGUGUGUUCUUUUUCAUUAAUGGAUAUGAGAAAACAUGGAAAUCCUACCUGGCAAGCACCCGGAUACAUGAAAUGUCCAGAAAAUAACAAACAAACUCAAGCCGAAGAUGGUAAAACUGAAUUAUCGUUGAUUCAUUUCGCCACCAUGAAUCCUACUUGGCAACCUCCUCAAGAAGCAGAACAGUUCAUUCACGAAGUAAAAGAGAAAGCUCGUCAUCACGAAGAUGCUCCAGAUGAGGCUGAUCGUCAUUCUGAAGCUUUGGAAUCAGUCAGCGCCGGAUUGAGUAUGAUUCUGUCUCACCAUCAACCGUCGUUUCCAACCACCUCAAAAAUGAAUUCUACCUCAAAAAUGAAUUUCGCUCACGGAUGUCGAUUGGAAGGACCUGCUAGGUCUUCAUCCUAUUAUUACAACCCUACGUUUGGUAAUUCGGAUUCAAUUUACGGAGAAGACAGAUUAAUGGUACAUGCUGAAACACCCUCAGUCGACAUGAGCAUAAACACAUUGUAUCUUCACGGGGUCCAUCACAGGAAAUUAGCUUCGAAGCCUAGAGAACCUACGUACGAAGAAACUCCUACAGUCGGAGCGCCCAGCGUGAACACAUAUACUGCCAUAAUACCAUCGACCUCAAAACAAACUACCACCAGAACGAAUAUUUGCGAAGGCACCCCGUUAUUGAAAAACGUUCCUAAACAUUUCUGACUGAUGAAUGGAAAAUUUCAAGAAUUCUUAUGAGGUAUACACGGAUUAAUACGCAAGUCUUGUGAAAUGUGUAUUAUUUACUAACUUUUUUUUCGAUAGGGAAUGUGUUUCAGUUUUACUCUUUUUUUAUUCAAAGGUUAUAGUGAGAUAGAAGGAUAUAUUUUUUGUUCAAAUUUUUAUGUGUCUAUUAUUUAUAAGUUUCGACUGAAUUUUAAGUGACUUGAGCUUUAAAAAAUAUGUGAAAGAGGAUGUGUUUUGAGAUUUUUAUUUCUAGGUAUGGUAUGCAGUAAUAUGGAGGGUUGAUCGGAGAUGAUUUAUGAGAAUUACUUCCAAUUAAUCCAAUUUAGUGUAACGUUCUCUUGGUAUAUAUUUUAUUUUUUUAAAUUUUUUUUUCAUAUUUUAAUGACUUAAUCAUUGCGUUUAAUGUUUACUAUAAUUUCUAUAUUAUUACUUUUCAAAAGCUGCGGUAAAAAAAAAAGCUUUCAUAUAUUUUGCUCUUUUUAUCAAAUGUUUUAUGUUACUUGUAGAAUUUACGAUUACGAAUUGUUUGCAAUCCUAUGUUUUCGUUUUCAGAAUUUUAUUACUUAUUACUUCCUUGGAUAAACUUGUACGAAAUUAGGUUUAUACAUUUUACCUGAAUUUGGUUUAUUUUUCUGAACAGUUUGUAGUCAUUUAAUUUUUGAAAUAUUUUAUAAUUUUAAAUCUACCUAUGUAUUUGUAAUUGUAUAGCGUUGAUUGCUUCAAGGAUGAACCUUAAUGUUCAAACCUUUUUUGUUUUUUUUUGUUUGCAUUUCAGUUUGUAUAUAAAAUCACGUUUUGGAAUAAUUUUUAAACGUAUUUUAAAAACUUACUGUGUAGUAUGUACUAUUUUGUUUUGGGUAAGUUAUUUAUAUAAGAACGAUUAUCAGAAACUGUAGGUCUGAUUUAUAUUCAGCAGCUUCUUUUUAUUUUACUAAUACUUAACUUGUGUUUAGAUUAGUUGCUUUUUACCAGUCACUUUUUUUGUAAUGUGUCUGUGAUAUGUUUUCUGUUGAAUGUAAGCCUAAUAAAAAAAAUUGAAUAUUUU
Molecule: messenger RNA, 3585 nt
Organism: Planococcus citri (citrus mealybug)
Lineage: Eukaryota; Metazoa; Arthropoda; Insecta; Hemiptera; Pseudococcidae
Gene: Atg9
Product: autophagy-related protein 9
Exons: 15
Coding region: 273-2519 (748 amino acids)
Biological process (GO): nucleophagy; protein localization to phagophore assembly site; autophagy of mitochondrion
Cellular component (GO): phagophore assembly site; autophagosome
Source: RefSeq, a predicted model, not a curated record